This is a messenger RNA of Phragmites australis (common reed), 2435 nucleotides long. RefSeq lists its product as uncharacterized. Bases 123 to 2015 code for a protein of 630 amino acids. Gene Ontology annotation, cellular component: RQC complex. The transcript has 4 exons. The record is from RefSeq and is a predicted model, not a curated record. NCBI's taxonomy places the organism in Eukaryota, Viridiplantae, Streptophyta, Magnoliopsida, Poales, Poaceae.
AAGCCCCUCUCGAGUGCAGGAAAAGGCAAAACUCUCCUCUCCAAUCUCCAUCUGAAAAUUCUCUCGCCUCGGCCUCGCCGCCCAAACCCAAACCCUAACCCUCGCUCCAGCUCGCCGUCGGCAUGUCCGCUAGGUUGCUCCGGCGAGUCCUCCAGGAGCGGGAGGCCGCCCCGCAGGAACCCAACGUCGCCGUCGGUGAGCAGCCGGAGGAGGAGGAGGAUGAAGCCUCUCCUCCCCGCGCCGCCGCGCGGAACCUCUUCGAUCUCCUCGACGGUGGCGGCGACGACGACGAAGAAGAAGACAAGGAAGAUGAAGUGGAAAGAAGUCAACCUGACAGUUACACAGAACAGAAACAUUCCGUGAAAAAGAAAGGUAUGAACGUUGUUCCUGAAACAAACAAGAAAUCUAAGAAAAAAAAGAAAAAGGGCAAGGUGGAACCAUCGCUAAGAAAGUUGAAUGAUGAACAGUCGCUGGAUUCAAUACUCGAAGAUCUAUCUAUUGAAAAGAAGCCUGUGCAACAAAGAGUUCACCAAAGUGACAGAGCAGCUGGAAAGGAAAUUGAGACAAAUGAAACCACUCAUGGGCCGUCCUCAGUUCUCGCAAUUGAUCCCAAACAUCUAAAGGGUGAAAAUGAGAUGAGACGCAUUUUUGGAUCAAAGGUAGUGGGUUCAUUUGAAAAUCAACGGAAUGUACCUAGCAGUUCGAGGCAAGUACGUGGUGUUAGGCGAGUUGCCUACAAUCCAAGAAGGACUCUUCUUGUUUCUCCACCUAGCUACUGGCCACCAUGGGACAAAUCGAUGUCAAUGGAUCUUCUUGAGACGAAGAGUGGUUUGAAUUAUUUCAGGUACUUGUAUGAUCCUUCUGUCAGCCAUGUGCAGGAAUUAUUUGAAGCUGCCAAAGCAGCCAAUGAUCUCAAUGCUAUUGCAUCAGUAUUAGGAAAAUAUCCAUAUCAUCCAGAAUCAUUGUUGACAUUUGCUGAACUUUUCAAAUAUUCUGGAGAACAUCAGUCAUCAGCAGAUGCAGUUGAGAAGUGUCUAUUUGCAUUGGAGUGUGCUUGGCAUCCUUUGUUCAGCCCACUGCAGGGUAACUACCAGUUGAAAUACAGCCAUGACACAAACAAGCCAUUUUUCACAGCACUCUUUAGUCACAUGAAAAAUUUGGAUAGGCGUGGUUGCCACCGAUCUGCUUUAGAGAUCUGCAAGUUUCUCUUGUCACUGGAUACUGAUGAUCCAAAGGGUGCUUUGUUUUGCAUUGAUUACUUUGCUCUAAGAUCACAACAGUACAAAUGGUUGGAGCAAUUUGCAGAAGAGUACCAGUGCGAUAGCUCCCUGUGGUUAUUCCCAAAUUUCUCGUUUUCUCUUCCUAUUGCACGGUUUUACCUUGAGCGUGAUGCAGCAUCUGAGGAGGGUUCUGAUCAUGCUGACAAGUCAACAUCUGUUGAUCUCAUGAAGCAAGCUCUGAUGCUUCAUCCAUCGGUGCUUCAAAAGAUAGUUGACAAGGCUCCUCUGAAAGAUUCAUCAUGGACCCAAAUACUCAAAAAUGUGUUCUUUGGAAUGGCAAAACCAGGAAGCCCUUCACUCGAGCAUAUGAUUAACAUAUAUGUUGAACGUCACUAUAUCAUGUGGAGGUUCCCAGAACUGCAGAUCUUACUGAAAGAGGCUGCUCUUUUGGUGAUUGAAUCACUGAAGCAGGAUAACAGAGAAGCGCAAGACUGGGCAUGCGUUAGAAAAGAGGUGUUUUCUUCAGAUAAGAAUGAGUACUCUCAUCUGCUUGUUUCAGACUUCUCCGACAUAACACCAUCGCUCCCCCCAGAAGAACUACGUCCAUUUAUGGUUGGUCCAGGAAUGGUGCAUGAGAUGCCACCUCCUGAACAAGAAGCUGGGCCUGAGAGACUCCGUGCUCCUCGGGAAGUUGCUGGUCGCAAUCCUGCGAUGGUCUUCCUCGAGUCACUGCUCCCUUGGGUAGACUAUGGUGACAAUCAUCAUGAUGCAAAUGACGAAAACAAUGGUGACUGAUCAGUUGGACGCAUCAAGCUGCAUGGACUCACAAUUGCACCCGGAUGCUUGCCUGUGAUUGAUGAUGAUCAAGAAAAAUCAGUGCUAACCAUUGCGUUGCCUGCCCAAUCCUCAAAUAACCAUCCCAAUCCUCAAAUAACCAUCAGAAGCGAGUGUCUUGUAUUUUCCAUGGUAUUGCUACUUGCCAAGGGUUAUACAUGUAUAGCUGAUUCGCUAAAUUGAGACGUUACAUUUCAAUGUUGGGUCCGAAACAUGAGAGUACAAGUACCAUCCUCGUUCUACUUUUUGCCAAUUCCGCAGCUGAUCCAUAUCAUUUAUGUUGUAGCUUUGCUUAAGGUCAGGUGAUUGAUCCAUUAUGUAAAAGGGUUUAAUCAAGAUAUUUGUAGAAAUUUAUUUGAAUGGCUGUUUAUGCAAAUAUUA